Molecule: messenger RNA, 3207 nt
Organism: Oryza brachyantha (malo sina)
Lineage: Eukaryota; Viridiplantae; Streptophyta; Magnoliopsida; Poales; Poaceae
Product: pentatricopeptide repeat-containing protein At5g12100, mitochondrial-like
Exons: 5
Molecular function (GO): protein binding
Source: RefSeq, a predicted model, not a curated record
GCAUCCCUGCCCACUGCCCAGGUCCCAAAUGUCUCGCCUCCUCCCCCGCCGCCGCUCCCUCUGCACCGCAGCUGCCACCCACCUCCACGACCUCGCCUCCCUCCUCGCCGCCGGCCGUUUCUACGCCUCCGUCGACCUUGCGAAGUCGCUCCUCCUCGCCGCGCAGCCGCCUGCCGCCUCCGUGCCCGACCUCUACCGCGCCCUCGCCGGCGGGCCGCCGCCGGAGUCCUCCUUCCUCCACGACGCCGCCUCCGCCCUCGUCGUCGCCUCCGCACGGCUCCGCCUCCCCGACGGCGCGCUCCGCCUGCUGUCGGACCUCGCCGCCGCCGCCGCCGACGACGCCCGCGCGCCGCUGCCGUCGCUCUCCUCAUGCAACCUCCUCCUCGAGUCCCUCCUCUCGCUCGGCCGCCAUGCCGACGUGCGCCGUGCGUUUGGGAUCCUCGCCGCCUCCUCCGCCGGGCCUCGCAUGGACACCUUCGCGUGGAACAAGGCCGUCCAGGCGUGCGUGACGGCGGGCGACCUCGACGAGGCCGUCGGGAUGCUCCGGCGGAUGGGCAGCGGCGGCGCGCCGCCGCCCAACGCGUUCUCGUACAACGUGGUCAUCGCGGGGAUGUGGAGGGCGGGGAAGGGUGACGGUGCCGUUAAGGUGUUUGACGAAAUGGCAGAGAGGGCCGUGCUGCCGAAUCAUAUCACCUACAAUACGAUGAUUGAUGGGUACAUCAAGGGCGGUGAUCUAGAGGCUGGUUUCAGGCUACGGGAUCAGAUGGUGUGUCAUGGCCUCAGGCCGAACUUGAUUACAUACAAUGUGCUCCUCUCCGGUCUGUGCUGUGCUGGGAGGAUGGGAAUGACGUCAGCCCUGUUGGAUGAAAUGGCAUCACGAAAGAUGAUACCUGAUGGCUUUACAUAUAGUAUCCUAUUUGAUGGCCUCUCGAGAAAUGGAGAUUCAAAGGCAAUGCUUUCAUUGUUUGGAAAUUCUGUGAAGAAUGGAGUGAAGAUUGGAGAUUACACUUGUAGUAUCUUGUUGAAUGGACUAUGCAAGGAUGGCAAAGUUUCCAUUGCUGAACAGGUUCUUCGGGAGCUGGUAAAUGCAGGGUUUGUCCCAACAAGGGUGAUCUAUAACACACUAAUCAAUGGAUAUUGCCAGAUUGGAGAGCUUGAAGGGGCCUUCUUGACCUUUCAGCAGAUGAAGUCAUGUCAUAUCAUGCCAGAUUAUAUUACAUACAAUGCACUAAUCAAUGGUUUGUGUAAGUCUGAAAGAAUUGCUAAAGGACAAGAUCUGUUAAUGGAGAUGGAGGACAAUGGAGUGAACCCAACUACAGAAACAUUCAAUAUGCUGAUUGAUGCAUAUGGAAGGACUGGGCAACUCGAGAAAUGUUUCAUUGUUCUUUCUGAAAUGCAAGAGUAAGGGCUAAAGCCAAAUGUUGUCUCAUAUGGUUCAAUUGUCAAUGCUUUUUGUAAGAAUGGAAAAAUCCCAGAAGCUUUAGCUAUCUUGGAUGAUAUGUUUCAUAGAGAUGUCUUACCGAAUGCCCACGUGUAUAAUGCUAUCAUAGAUGCUUAUAUAGAGCAUGGUCCCAAUGAUCAGGCUUUUAUUUUAGCUGAGAAGAUGAGAAGUAUUGGAAUAUCUCCAAGUAUAGUGACCUACAAUUUGCUUAUAAAAGGGCUUUGCAAGCAGUUACGUAUAUCUGAAGCUGAGGAGAUGAUCAACAGCUUAAGUAAUCACAGUUUGAUACCUGAUGCUGUCAGCUAUAAUACUUUAAUAUCAGCAUGCUGUUACAGAGGCAAUAUUGAUAAAGCCUUGUAUCUUCAACAAGAAAUGCAUAAGUAUCGCAUCAAACCUACGCUGAGAACAUACCAUAUACUUAUUAGUGCAUUAGGUGGUGCAGGGAGACUAAAUGAAAUGGAUGAUCUGUACCAGCAAAUGAUGCAAAAGAAUCUUGUUCCUAGUAAUGUAAUAUACAAUAUCAUGGUUGAGGCCUACUCAAAAUAUGGAAACGAAACCAAUGUAGAAGCUCUGAGGAAGGAAAUGUUAGAGAAAGGAAUAGCCAUUGAUGACAUACAUAAAUAACUGUGAGAUGAAUAGCUGUUUAGCAAGUCUGAUAUGAAACUUUUGACAUUGUUGAUCAUAAUGAUCAAUGUUAGAGGGGAUUGGUUUGACUUGUUUUGCCUUAUCUUGGUGAACCAUUGAAGGACUGAAUUAUCGAAGGCCAUAUUCUAUUUCUUGUCCCACAAAUCCACAAUGGAGCUAGAAGAGCAGAUACAUUGUUGAUUAAAUCAUCCAAGCAACAUGAAAGCUGAUGAGACGCAUAAGGGAUGCCAAUAGAUAGAAAAUUGGGCCAUGUACUCAGGUCGGAAGACGUGGACAUGAGUGGGUUGCUAUCAAGAGAAUAUAUGUGUGCAUGAAGGGAGGCAAGAGUGGCUUCACCAUCUGGAACUCACCAUUUAUGGACAUGAAGAAGUUUUCUUUUGUUUGGGGGUGUCUAUACAGCCAUCUCACAGCGUCUGAUUUGCCUAUGAUUCUCUUACAAGGUUAGUUGCGUUUUAUUUCAUCAUUUGAGAAGAUACAAAAGAGCAAGAAAGUCUCACUUCCUCAAAUGAGUCUGCUGAAACGUGAUGCUAAGAAAAGCUCCACGAUAACCCCAGAGGAAAUCCAUUGCCUGCACCCUCUGCCUUCUCUGAACUUAUUCAGUGGAAGGGCAUUCUCUCUGCAAAUUAACUGGAAACAUGCUUUCUCCCUCUCGGCCUUUGUGAUAUAUUGAACAAAAGUUGGCAAGUACUAUAAAUCUAUAAUUCUGUAAUGGCUGGUUGUUCCUUGAUAAUACUGAGAAGAAAGUAUCAAGGGUGAUGAAUCCAAUAUCAAAGCAAGCUUCCCCCCAGGAAUAUGUCUGUUACUCUGUCAAAGAGGUGCGCGGGGUUUAGUUGUUGUGUGCCAACAAUUGGAGCAUGUGGCUAGGGAGUGUUUUACCGAGCAUGGGUGGUGAUCUAGUCUUAGGAUUAAUGGCCACUAAUUGUACUUGACCGAGAUAAAUGCAAAGCUUCCAUUAUCUUAAAAAAGGUCCUUCAAAGAGUUAAUUUUUUUUUCACAUUUUGCUGCUAUUAGUCAUCUUGAGCUAUUCAAUUGUAAUUUAAUGGUAGAUUUUCUUUAUUUGCAUGAAUCACAAUCACUAGAUUCAUCUUCCAUGGAAGUCCAAUUUAGGAGGAAACCUCUAA